AAUACGACACGGCAUAGAGUUGGGAAGCUUGGGGUUUUAGCACCCAAACACCGAUUUUGGGGAUUUAAGCACUGAAAAUGGGAGCUAGUCCAACCAGUAGCGGGAGCAGCAGUGAAGAGGCGGAUGCAAAUUGGAGAGCGGCUAUUGAGUCAAUAGCUGCAACUACCACUUUUGGUUCCAAAAAUUUUGGCACAACGUCCAAUGGCUCAACAUCUCAUUCCACUUCAAAUAGAGAUAAUGAAGAGCAAACCCAGAAUUCCCAAAAGCUCAAACACUACCAACUCAAGGCACAAAAACUUUUGGAUGAUAUCUUAGGAAAAACAUUAGAGAUGGUGAGUGAGCCUGCUGAUGUCCCCGGUAAUCCUAUCGUGGAAGAUGGUGGUGUUCGGCUAUUUAAACAUUCUCCUGCCGGGAUAGUAUUUGAUCACAUUGAUGAGAUUCAACGGCCCACAAAGCGACCACGACUCCUUCCUGGAUAUGACAUUGAUGAGAAAUUAAAAGAGUUUAGACUGCGGACCAGAUUUGUGGCUGUAGAUGGUCUAGACAUAAUUGCAUCAGCAAGAGAGGCAAGCCAAAAGGCAUUAGCUAGGAUGGAAGCCAAAGAAGCAGCAGUAAAAGCCAAGGCCAAAGAGGAGGAGGAAAGGGUUGCAGAAUUGAAAAGAAUCAGGGGGGAGAGAUGGCUACCUUCUAUUGCCAAGGAAAUGCAGUUCAAUAGAAAUACUAGGCAACAAGUCUAGGCAGAUGUUCAAAUGCCAUGGGGCUUCCGAUUUUCUGCUUUACAGCAUGGACUGAGGGCAGUUGCUUCCUGAAAUACACCUCCAAUGGUCUUAAUUCUUCCAUCAAAAUGAGCAAUCACGAGAUACAGAAAUUUAGUCUGGAUAUCUGCGUAUGGAUUACAUUAUAAAAAAAUAUUUGAUGCUGAAUACUUGUAUUAGGCCUGUUGGCAGACACAAUUUUUUAGUUAUGGAUUUUAGAAAUGUCACAGAUAUGUUGAUUGCUUUAGAUGAUUAGCAAUCUGGAUUCUGGACUCAUUAAAAGUCUAAAUUUCUGAAGGAAUGAAUGAAUUUCAAAAAGGUAAUUUUCUGAAGAA
This is a messenger RNA of Ricinus communis (castor bean), 1090 nucleotides long. RefSeq lists its product as uncharacterized. Lineage: Eukaryota; Viridiplantae; Streptophyta; Magnoliopsida; Malpighiales; Euphorbiaceae. The record is from RefSeq and is a predicted model, not a curated record. Bases 78 to 737 code for a protein of 219 amino acids. The transcript is spliced from 5 exons.